AAACUGCAGGUUGGAGAGGGGUCUUGACAUAAAUAAAAAGGAAAAGCCAGGCGGGGUUAUUGUAUUUCCAACCGAGGCUCCGCCGGUGAAGAAAGGAUUCAGCCGUCGCCUCUGAUGGACAGCCUGCUCGGCCUCCUCCGCAUCCGCGUCAAGCGGGGCGUCAACCUCGCCGUCCGCGACGUCCGCACCAGCGACCCCUACCUCGUCGUCAAGCUCGGUAAACAGAAAUUGAAGACUCGUGUGAUAAAGAAGGAUGUUAAUCCGGAGUGGAAUGAAAAUCUGACUCUCUCCAUUGCAGAUCCCAGUGUACCGAUUACGCUGACCGUCUACGACCACGAUACUUUCACCAAGGACGAUAAAAUGGGGGAUGCAGAGUUCGACAUUACGCCUUUCAUGGACGCCAAGAAGAUGGACCUCAAGGGCCUGCCCAGUGGCACAAUUGUAUCGAGAGUGCAGCCCUGCAGGCAGAACUGCCUCUCCGAGGAGAGCUGCAUCAUCUGGUCUGAAGGCAAGGUCGUACAGGACAUGUGCCUCAGGCUGAGAAACGUCGAGUGUGGCGAGGUGGAAAUUCAGCUCCAAUGGAUCGACAUUCCAGGCGCCGCCAGAAAUCCAUAAUCCAUCCUUCCCCCACCAACAGAAAUGGGUGUUUCAUCGGAGAUCCAGCAAAAUUGGUGCUUUCGUCUGUACAGGUACCCCGUCAAUGUGAAAACAAACUCGAAUUUUCCAAUCAUAGGGCUCGACCCUUUCUCGGAUACAUGCGUUGUAGGUCUGUUUGAGUGUGACUUAACAAGGGUUGGUAUUGUAUGUUCUUUUAUGGAUGUUGAGAAUAAAUUUUCCUUAAAAUUUAUAUGUUGCUUCUCGGUAACAGAACAUGUGUAACAGUUUCAAUCGACAAUUUCGUUCCGACAA
Punica granatum (pomegranate) is the source of this 909-nucleotide messenger RNA. The record is from RefSeq and is a predicted model, not a curated record. NCBI's taxonomy places the organism in Eukaryota, Viridiplantae, Streptophyta, Magnoliopsida, Myrtales, Lythraceae.